Ruditapes philippinarum (Manila clam) is the source of this 1531-nucleotide messenger RNA. RefSeq lists its product as uncharacterized. The record is from RefSeq and is a predicted model, not a curated record. The transcript is spliced from 5 exons. Bases 666 to 1322 code for a protein of 218 amino acids. NCBI's taxonomy places the organism in Eukaryota, Metazoa, Mollusca, Bivalvia, Venerida, Veneridae.
AUACUGAAAGACCUUGACCUUCACUUAUUAAUGACAUUGUCUUUGAAGGUCAAAUUAUUGAAAUUUUCAUUGUUUUGGCGGUAACUGACUGUAACUUUGCUAUUUUUGAAGGGAUAAACUUCAUAUUAUAACAGAACAUUCUUAAGGACCAGACCUUGUUGUUUAUCAAACCCAAAUUUGCUUGGGCUCCUUAAUGACCUUGACGGUUAUAUUACUGAAUUUUCUCAGAUUGUGCAUUUAUUGGUGUGUGUGUAUGUAUAGUAUAUAUAUAUAUAUAUAUAUAUAUGCAUGAUUUAAGAAUAUAAGUUUUAGACUUUUUGAAAUAUGUAGAUUGGAAUUUAGAGCCUGUUCUAUAAUAUAGAAACUUGUUUUGAAAUUUUUUAAUCAGACUCUCUCAACUGAUGAAACCAUGAGUAAUGCUGAUGGACUAUUUGUCGAUAAAGCUCUUUGACAACUUACGCGUCUUCAUGUUAAUUUUUUACUCAAGGUGUAUAUAUUGGAACAGUUGGUCAGUAAAUGUCCAAGAUAACAUUACAUAUAUAUGCAUGAUUUAAGAAUAUAAGUUUUAAACUUUUUGAAAAAUGUAGAUUAGAAUUUAGAGCCUGUUCUAUAAUAUAGAAACUUGUUUUAAAUUUUUUAAUCAGACUCUCUCGACUGAUGGAACUAUGAGUACUGCUGAAAAUGAGCAUGACAAUAGAUUUGAAAAUGAGAUUGCUUAUGAUAAAGGUCGUGACAUAUCCUUGAUGGAUUGUCAUCAAAGUCAUGAUGACAGAGAGACCACGUCAAAUGAUGAAACUGUGACUCAUGUUGAAAAUGAACAGUACAUGAGACUUAAAAAUGGAGACAGUGACUUGUCGGUGAUAGUUUGUCACCAAAGUCAUGAUGACAAAAAGACUCUCUCGACUGAUGAAACCAUGAGUAAUGCUGAAAAUGAGCAUGACAAUAUAUUUGAAAAUGAGAUUGCUAAUGAUAAAGGUCGUGACAUAUCCUUGAUUGAUUGUCAUCAAAGUCAUGAUGACAGAGAGACCAUGUCAAAUAAUGAAACUGUGACUCAUGUUGAAAAUGAGCAGGACGUAAGAUUUGAGAAUGAAAUUGCUAAUGAUUGCAGCUGUGAGUUGUCCAUGAUAGAUUGUCACAAAAGUCAUGAUGACAGAGAGACUCUGUCACUUGAUGAAACUAUGGGUAGUGUUGAAAACGAACAUGGCAUGAUAUUUGAAAACAAGAGCCACCGCCGGGCGGGGGCAACGCUCGACUUUUUACUUUUUCUAAACGCAAACAUAGAAAGGUUUGAACAUAUAUUAAUUAACGUUUCCUUUUUAUAAAUUUAGUUUGUCUGUCUUGUCACAUUAGUUUUCUUUAUAUAUUUUGUAUAUAUAUGAAUAGAAACAUUAAGCAUAUUUCUAAAAAUAGCAACAGUACGCAAUUUCUUAAAAUAGCAACAUGACGCAAUUUCUAAAAAUAAAAAAAUGACGCAAUUUCUAAAAAUACAAAAAAAUGACAUAAUUUCUAAAAAUAAAAAAGUGACGCAAUU